Molecule: messenger RNA, 636 nt
Organism: Bathycoccus prasinos
Lineage: Eukaryota; Viridiplantae; Chlorophyta; Mamiellophyceae; Mamiellales; Bathycoccaceae
Exons: 1
Coding region: 1-636 (211 amino acids)
Source: RefSeq, a predicted model, not a curated record
AUGUCCAACAUCGAAGAUUUUGAUGAUUACGAUAAGAGCGCGUAUUAUUCGUACGAGGAGGAGAAUGACAAUAAUAACAACGCGGAGAGAGAGGAGGAUUUGGGAGGAGGAGAAGGGGAAGUGGAAGUGGAAGCGAUGGAGGAAGAGGAGGAGGAGGAGUCACCGUCGUCGUCGGUUUUGGGCGGCGCGACUGCUAGGAGCGGGGAGAUGGACGUAUCCCCGAGUCUCCUCUCGCGCUCGCGCUCGGUUGCCGAAAACGACGACGACGACGGGUACGUGACCCUACGCGAUGGUUCGAGGAAGCAGACGACGUUUUGGUAUAAAGCGGCGAAGAAAAUAGGGAAGAACGAGCACGUGAGAAGGUUUGGCCAACAGUCGGCAAAGUUUGGGAUGAGAGUAGCGCGAUCGAAGCCGGUGCAAUCUACGGGGAGGGGAUUUAUGAACUCGCACAGGAAGGCGAAGGAUACGUUGAAGAGGACGAAGCUGAUGCGAGACGCGAGCGAUAGGCAAGUAAAUCAAGCGAUGUUGGGGAUAAUGGUGGUGAUUUUAGCGUGUUGGAUGUUAUUUGGGAUGUUUGUGGUCGUCCCUGCGCGAGAAAGGAGACAAAGAGAAUGGGCGGAGAAGGUUGAGUCGUGA